GCGGCGCCUGCGCAGUGGCAGCUGACCCGGAGGGAGCCGGCGUUGCUGCUGACUGCCGCCCCCGCCAUUUUGGUUGAGGGUUUUUCUUUCCUCCCCUCCGCUGAAUUCAGUGCUGCAGGGAGCGGAGCGGAAAAAAAAUACACACGUGAAGGCGGAGGUUCCGCUCGAAGCGAGAGCAAAUUGCGGGGCCGCGGAGUGGCUGGUGGUGGGGGGGUAGAAAAGAGAGGAGGGAAGGAAGAAGUGCAUGUGUGUGUGUGUGAGAGAGAGAGAGAGAAAAAAGGCAAAAGCGGCCCAUGAGCUGAGGAGCCCCAGGAUCGUAUUCGGGGGGAAGCAAGUAAAACCACCAAAGACAGCGCGUGUCUCACUUGACCCGGCGAACCGGCCACCGAGCCCGCUGCACUAGAGCUAGCCAUGCCGUCGAUAACGCUGCCAGCCAAGGAGAACGCCCUCUUCAAGCGGAUCCUGAAAUGCUACGAACACAAGCAAUACAGACAUGGGUUGAAGUUCUGCAAACAAAUUCUGAGCAAUCCAAAAUAUGCAGAACAUGGAGAGACGCUGGCGAUGAAGGGUUUGACUUUAAACUGCUUAGGCAAAAAGGAAGAAGCAUAUGAGUAUGUGCGGCGAGGCCUUCGCAAUGAUCUGAAGAGUCAUGUCUGUUGGCACGUCUACGGUCUCCUUCAGAGAUCCGACAAGAAGUACGAUGAAGCUAUCAAAUGCUACCGGAAUGCUCUAAAAUGGGACAAAGACAAUCUUCAGAUUUUAAGAGACCUUUCCCUUCUACAAAUUCAAAUGCGUGACCUUGAGGGCUACAGGGAGACCAGGUAUCAGUUGCUUCAGCUUCGUCCUGCUCAGCGAGCGUCCUGGAUUGGCUAUGCAAUUGCAUACCAUUUACUGGAAGAUUAUGACAUGGCUUCUAAAAUUCUAGAAGAAUUCAGAAAGACACAGCAAGCUUCUCCCGAUAAAAUUGAUUAUGAGUAUAGUGAACUGUUACUUUACCAGAAUCAAGUACUGCGGGAAGGAGGGAUGUAUAAGGAGGCUUUGGAGCAUCUCGACAAUCAUGAGAAACAAAUUUGUGACAAAUUGGCUGUGGAAGAGUGCCAAGGAGAACUAAUGUUAAAACUGAACAGACUAAAGGAGGCUGCAGAGGUUUACAGGCGAUUGCUGGAGAGAAACCCUGAAAACUGGGCCUACUAUGAAGGACUAGAAAAGGCAUUGAGGCCUGCCAAUGUGGAGGAGAGACUUGAUGUCUAUGAAAAUGCUUGGACUAAGUAUCCCAAAGGGCUGGUGCCUAGAAGGCUACCUCUAAACUUCUUAUCUGGGGAAACAUUCCGGGAAGUCUUGGACAAAUAUUUAAGGAUAAAUUUCAGCAAAGGCUGUCCUCCUGUGUUUACAACUCUGAAAUCAUUAUACAAUGAUAAAGAGAAGGUAUCGAUUCUAGAAGAAUUAGUAGUUGAGUAUGAAACAUCUUUGAAAAGUUGCAACCUCUUUAACCCGAAUGAUGAUGGAAACCUAGAACCACCUACUACUAGAUUGUGGGUCCAGUACUUUUUAGCCCAACAUUAUGAUAGAAUUGGACAACCCUCUCUAGCCUUGGAAUACAUCAAUGCUGCAAUUGAAAGUACACCAACUCUCAUAGAAUUGUUCCUUGUUAAGGCCAAAAUCUACAAGCAUGCUGGAAAUAUAAAGGAAGCUGCCAAGUGGAUGGAUGAGGCUCAAGCCUUAGAUACAGCUGACAGAUUUAUAAAUUCCAAAUGCGCUAAAUACAUGCUAAAGGCCAACCUUGUGAAGGAAGCUGAGGACAUGUGUUCCAAGUUUACGAGAGAAGGAACGGCUGCAGUGGACAAUCUAAAUGAGAUGCAGUGUAUGUGGUUCCAGACAGAGUGCGCUUUGGCCUAUCAGUCAAUGAACAAAUAUGGAGAAGCUCUGAAAAAGUGCCAUGAAAUAGAGAGGCACUUUGCAGAAAUUACAGAUGAUCAGUUUGAUUUCCACACUUAUUGCAUGAGGAAAAUGACAUUGAGGUCUUAUGUGGAUUUACUAAAGCUAGAAGACGUGCUCCGGUGUCAUCCAUUUUAUUUCAAAGCUGCAAAGGUGGCUAUUGAGAUCUACCUGAAACUUCAUGAUCAUCCGCUAACUGAUGAGAACAAAGAAUUGGAAGCUGAUACAGCAAAUCUUUCAGAUAAAGAGCUGAAGAAGUUACGAAAUAAACAGCGUCGGGCACAGAAGAAGGCGCAGUUAGAGGAAGAGAAGAGAAAUGCUGAAAAAGAGAAGCAACUAAAAAAUCAAAGGAAGAAAAAGGAAGAGGAUGAGGAAGAGAUUGGUGCACAAAAAGAGGAACUUGUACCUGAGAAAUUAGCAAAGGUGGACAGUCCACUUGAAGAAGCCAUUAAAUUUCUGACGCCCUUGAAAACCUUGGUAAAGAACAAAAUUGAGACCCACCUUUUUGCUUUUGAAAUCUACUAUAGAAAAGAGAAAUUCCUUCUGAUGUUGCAGUCAGUCAAAAGAGCUUUUGCCAUUGAUCCUGACAACCCUUGGCUCCAUGAGUGUUUGUUCAGGUUCUUCAAAGCUGUAUCGGAGAGUAAAAAUGUGCCUGAUGCUGUUCAAACAGUGCUGACGCAACAAGUGAGCAGGUUGUUUGGAGACACAAAUCCAAAGAGUUUUAAUGAGGCUUUCCUAAGCAAGCACUUGAACUCAAUUCCACACAGGUUAGCUGCUGCCAAAAUGAUGUACUACAAUGAUCCUUCCAGUCAAAAAAGGGCGGUGGAAUUAGCUACAGGACUUGAUGAAUUUCUAGACAAGAGAAGCAUCCAGAUAUGUGUGAAGGUAUUGGAAGCUGUACGGGAUGGUAGUCUGGGAGUCUGUAAAGAAACAACCGAAAUCUACAGAGCACAGUGUCACAAGAUUUUUCCCUAUGCUCUUGCAUUCAUGCCUCCUGGAUAUGAAGAUGAUUCAAAGAUCACAGUGAAUGGAGAUAGUGCUACCGAACCUGAAGAACUGGCCAAUGAGAUCUGAAUGAAGAUGGUGCCUGAAGUGAACACAUUUUUGUUGCACACCUCUGAUGUCAGUUCCCCACUCUUAACCACAGGAUCUGUAAAUAUGUGUCAGGGUUUCAUAAAUGCUUACAGAACAUAGACUUUCAGAAUUGAAGGUCUUUUUUUUAUCCUGCUGACUUCAAAAAUAUUAUCUGAAAUUUUGGAGGCAACUUCUGUACCACGUGUUUGUGAACCCCCUGUGAGUGAGAGGUUGACAUCAUUUGAAUGCACUCAACACCCUUCUUGCAAUUGGCUUUCCGGGUUUUUAAUGUAAUUUCUAAAGAAUAUUGAGAGCUAUUUAAAAAGUUGGGUGUGACACAAAAAUGUUGUUUAAUCAUUGCUGUCUUGAGAUUGUGAUGGUCAGCAGUAUGCUGCCCUAGCACUGGAUCCUCUAAGCACAAACUUUGUCAGGGCGGCAGUGUCUGACAGAAAAUGAAUGGAAACUACAUGCAGACCACAGGAAAAAACCUUAUGUAUAUUGUGAUGUACAGAUUAAUGUACCCAGUUUAAAAAAAAAGUGUUAAAGAGGGAUAGAGGUAUUUGGAACUGAAGACAGAGGAGAAAGAAGGGAGAGGAAGAAAAUUAGGGCACGUACUGACCAUCAUUUCUAAAUUCUUUUGAAUUUUCUAACAAAUACAUAAGUACAUCUGGAAAUCACCAGCUGCAUUACAGAACAGUUCUGAGUCUGUGUUUCUAUAUUGCUGCUUAUUGACGACCUAAAGUAAUACAUUUAGGUAGUCAGCGAACAGUUAUUACUUUAUUUUUAAAUCCUGGGAGUUUGAGUGAAGUAGGAAGUGUUUUGAUAGAUUAACUUGGUUCAGGUUCUAAUUUCAAAGAAUUGACCUGGACUCAGGACUGGUUUGUUAAUGCAGAUACAGGUUCUCAUCAGUAACUACCUGACAAAGAUUAUGUAGAAAAUUAUACAUUGAUCAUUUGAAUACUGGUUUUUCCCUCCAUGCAAUGUCAAUUAUAGUACUUGAAGCCCAACAUUUCUAAAGAUACAUAUUGCUCUGCAGUUUUACGCAUGCCCCAAACUUUGUAUGUUUUUAAAAGGGGCCCAGAAUUUUUGGAAAAAAAAAGGAUUUGCUUCAUUAUUUCUGCAGUUACAAUUAAUUCCCAUCGUUCUGAAAUGCAAAAGGUACCAAAUAUACAAUGCAAUAAACAGUUUUUUUUUUGAAAAUUGUUCCAACUGGGGUAUUUAUUAACAUGGUUUUUAUUUUGGAGAUAUCCGUUUCCAGGAGGUUUAUUUAAAAAUUGUGCCCCAGCAUUUUGAUUCUAAACCACUGUUACUUAUGAAGAAAGUGUGAUUUGAUCCCUGUUUAUUUGAUUUUAAUUGUAUACAACUUGUUUGUAUUUUGUCUGUCCUAAUCCCAGCUGGUAUCUAAGAAGCGUACAAUUCAGAAGUUGAAUCCGAGGUUGUGAAUUCUUAUGUUACUGACUUGACAUUUUGGCUACACAAACCAAGUAAAAAUACUGCACAGUGUUCCAUUUGAAUGUUGCAGCACUUCUGUGUGUUUUUUCCUCACCACUUUUGAAACCGUUCAAGUUGGAGGCUGAAAGUACUGUCUACAUCCAUCCAAGUAAUGCAGCUGUGGGUCUGUUGAUAGUGUUUCCAAGGUUGGUAUGAAUGAUGGACUGUCUCACUGGUUCACAAGCUAGGAUUAUCAGUGGGUCUACAUCAAUACAAUUGCUUUGACCUUGAACUCUUGUUAGGAUUUGAUUUUGAUCACAGGUUUUUUGUGUUCAUGUCUUAAACCAUUUCAGCACUGAGCCUUGUGUAGGGUUUUAUUUUUCAUUGUCUGAGAUCCAUCCAGCACACAGGAUACCGACACAGAAUAUGAAAUGUAAAAUUUUACAUUUGUUUUAUGUGGUUAGUUCCAUUUUAACCACAGUGGUUGUAUUCAGCAUCUAAUAAACUGGUAGUGUUUGUGUCA
Molecule: messenger RNA, 4963 nt
Organism: Stegostoma tigrinum
Lineage: Eukaryota; Metazoa; Chordata; Chondrichthyes; Orectolobiformes; Stegostomatidae
Gene: naa15a
Product: N-alpha-acetyltransferase 15, NatA auxiliary subunit a
Exons: 20
Coding region: 412-3009 (865 amino acids)
Biological process (GO): N-terminal peptidyl-methionine acetylation
Cellular component (GO): cytoplasm; NatA complex
Molecular function (GO): protein-N-terminal amino-acid acetyltransferase activity; protein binding
Source: RefSeq, a predicted model, not a curated record